UUUUUGUUUACUAUCAGGCAAAACAGUUAAUUCGUGAUUCGGCAUGAGGACCUUUUCAGAUUCCAGUUGACAGUUUGACACAUUCAUUCAAGUUCCAUCCAUCUCUAGUCCCGUGUGGCAAGCCGUUCUACCCAGUGAACUUAAAUUCUACCACAGUCGGCGAAGAGUAAUGAUCAGUAGUGACAAUCGUAGGCCACGUAGAUAGACACAAACAUGAAAUUAAAUUAUCCAAUAUUGAUAACAGAAACUGAACAAGGCUCUGAAGGUGAAUUCGUCUACGUCCAAUCUCAAGGAAAAAAUGAAUUACUUAAAUUAAAUGCAUCCCUCAAGGCUAAGAAAAGUUUUUCAAGGGUAGUAAGCAUUUUUAAAGACAUUUUCCUCCCUCGGGGCUAUCCAGAUAGUGUUAGCAAAGACUACGUAAAUUAUCAGAUAUGGGAUACACUCCAGGCGUGCUGCAGUACAAUAACAGGGACUUUAGCAACAAAAGCUGUAUUGCAGGGAAUCGGUGUUGGUGACAGCACGGCAAAUUCGACAAGUGCUGCGGUAACAUGGGUGUUGAAAGAUGGUAUCGGUCUGUUGGCGAAGAUCGCCUUUGCAUGGGGCAUAGGCUCAGGGCUUGAUGGAGAGUGCAAAAAAUGGAGGAUGUUUGCAGAUAUUUUAAACGACACGGCCAUUUUCACAGAGUUGAUUUUCAUGACGCUUUACACAGAAUAUGCGUUUUACAUUUUGUGCUUUUCAACAUCCCUGAAAGGUCUGGUCGGCGUAGCAGGUGGGGCAACCCGUGCAGCUAUAACGCAGCAUCAGGCAGUGAAAGAAAAUAUGGCCGACGUUUCUGCGAAAGAUGGUAGCCAAGAAACUUGUGUCAAUCUUUUGACUUCCCUAAUGGGAGUCGGGCUGCUAUCAUAUUUUGGUGAUAAUAGUGCACUGUGGUAUCUGUUUGUCAUUUUGACAUAUUUCCACCUGUAUUGCAAUUAUAAGGCUGUGAAAGCACUGAACUUCAAUUUUUUCAACAAUGAACGUCUUGUUAUUUUCUUGAAGAACUAUUUCUUGUCUGAUAUUGCUCUUCCUCCGCAAGAAGUCAAUGAAAGGGAAUCUGUUUUACUUGGAGCCGGAGAAUCAGAUAGUAGCAUUUGUGGCCAUAAAAUCAAAAUAGGGUGUUCAUUGGAUAAAAUAACAAGCAAGAAACUCUUGCUGCCUUUACAAAUCCAGUUCCUUGCCCAUUUGUACAAGAAAAGAAAGUACAUGAUUGUCCUAUGUGAAAACCAGAACACCAUCUAUGUAUUUCUUGAUACUACCAUAACAUCUAAGGACGUUCUAGAGGCAUAUUUCCACGCCGUUAUCCUUGGGAUUGGUGUAUCGUAUAUAAAAAACAGUACUUUCCUGCCAACAAAGAAAUUUGUGAAAGGUGACAAAUUCAAACAAUUUCCUUCCCAGUCGAAAAUGCUGAACAGCUUGUACGAAUCGCUGAGUUCGAAACAGAUCCAGUACCUGAUGGACAAACAAGGCAUCGAUAUUUCUGUACUGAUGACAAUUGAUAAUUUCGCUACACAACAUGCGACUGACUGUUUUCAAAACGCUGCUAUGAUGGGAUGGGACAUUGAGAAAAAUUUACUCAAAGUCGACAACUGGAGAGCUUACUGGGGAGAUCAGAGAUCAGCAAAUGAAAAUCCAAAAGACUUGUAAUUUUUGAAUAAAUUUUUUUUACCAUUUUUUGA
This is a messenger RNA of Cimex lectularius (bed bug), 1715 nucleotides long. RefSeq names its product RUS1 family protein C16orf58 homolog. Lineage: Eukaryota; Metazoa; Arthropoda; Insecta; Hemiptera; Cimicidae. The transcript is spliced from 11 exons. The coding region runs from base 214 to 1683 and encodes 489 amino acids. The record is from RefSeq and is a predicted model, not a curated record.